AUGUAUCUUGUUCGAACAGUAUCAAAAUAUCAUUCAUCUCGUCUUGUUCAUCUUCUUGAAACAUGGAUUUCACUUGUUCAUGAACAUGUCUAUUAUAUAAGUGAUACCUAUCCACCUAAUAUCACUCGAACACAUGUAAUAGCAACAGGAACAACUUGUGGUCCUAGCUCACAUAAAGUUCGAGCUCUUUGUUGUCAAACAAUUCAUGAUUUUAUUUUUUAUCGUCGUUAUGAAUCUCAAUAUGAUUGGUUUUGUCAUUUUGAUGAUGAUCAAUAUGUUCAUACAGAUAAUCUUCAUGAAUAUUUAUCUAAACUUGAUUCUAAUUAUCCAUAUUAUAUUGGACGAAAUUCUUGGAAUACGAAAUUUAGACGAAAAAAAAAUAAAGCUUAUCCAGGUGAUUUUUGGUUUGCAACACUUGGCGCUGGUGUUUGUCUAUCGAAACGUACUCUUCAUUUACUUGAACCUUAUACUCGUACUGUAUCGCAAUUUGUCGAUGGAUGUUCACGACAAUGGUAUCCGGAUGAUAUUUAUCUCGCUUUUAUUCUUAAUAAUCAUCUUAAUAUAUCACUUACAAAAAAUCUUCGUUUUCAUUCUCAUCUUGAAGGUUCACUAUUUAAAGAUAAACAAGAAUUUAUUGAUACAUUUCAUCAACAAAUUACAUUCGGCUUUGAAUUACGUCGAACAAUAUCUCAGUACCUCCCAAAUUUAUUUCCUAAAAAUAUUGAUCCACUUCGCAUGCGAACAGUUCACUGUCUUCUUUAUACUCAUUUUAAAGAUUGUCAAUCACGAAUAAAAAACAAUACGUUCAAUAUAACAAAAUAA
This is a messenger RNA of Adineta steineri, 822 nucleotides long. The record is from the annotation of a GenBank genome assembly. Lineage: Eukaryota; Metazoa; Rotifera; Eurotatoria; Adinetida; Adinetidae.